AUGACGACCACCACCGUCUUCCAAAACGGCCGUUUCUUCACGGCCUCGGGCGGCCCCAAACAACCCGAGAAGCCAACCUUUGCGGAAUGCAUGAUCACGCAGGACGGCAAGAUCAGCUUCGUCGGGCCGGCCUCGAGCGCUGCGGUGACGGAGGCGGUGGCCGCGGGGGCCGAGACGCGCGACGUCGGCGGGCGGGUGGUGGUGCCUGGCUUCGUCGACGGGCACAUGCACCUGAUGCUGAUGGGCCAGGCGCUGACGGCCGUGCCGCUGGACAACUGCAAGAGCCUGGACGACAUCCGCGCGGCCAUUCGCGCGUGGGCGGCGGCCAACCCGGCGGCGCCGCACAUCUUCUGCCGCGGCUGGAUGCACUCGAUGACGGGCGCGGAGCCGCCCACGGCGGCCUGGCUCGACGACCUCGACCCGCGGCCCAUCUUCAUCAACGCCAAGGACCUGCACUCGACGUGGUGCAACAGCGCCGCGCUCGUCGACAUGGGCAUCGACGAGAAGACGCCUGAGGUCCCCGGCGGUACGAUUUCUAGGGACGCAGCGGGCAAGCCAACGGGCCUUCUGAGCGAGGCGGCCAACAUCAACCUGGUGUGGCCGCACGUGGCGCGCGUAGCCACGGUCGAGGACCGUGUUGAACGUCUGGAGGCGGCGUUCGCGGCGUACAGCGCGGCGGGCUACACGGGCGUGGUGGAGAUGGCCAUGGACGAGACGGCGUGGGAGGCGCUGCAGGAGCUGCUCCGUCGACGCUCCGCCAGCGGCCUGCCGCCGCCGCCCGUCCGCGUCGCCGCGCACUGGCUGAUCAGCCCGAAGGACACGGAGGCCGAGAACGUCGCCCAGGUCGACAGGGCGGCUGAGCUGCACGCGCAGUUCAACAUCGACACUUCGCCUUCCUUCCGCAUCGCCGGCAUCAAGGUCAUCUGUGACGGCGUCAUCGACGCCUGCACCGCCGCCCUGACCGAGCCCUACUCCAACAACAACGUCGACUGCCCCACCAUCUGGUCCCCCACGCAGCUCCUCCCCGUCGUCCAGCGCGCAGCCUCGCACGGCCUGCAAGUCGCGCUCCACGCCAUCGGCGACGCCGCCAUCACGACUGCCAUCGACGCCUUGGAGACAGCCUCCACCCCUUCCCAACCUCUCCGCCGCCCCCGCAUCGAGCACCUCGAGCUCGCCUCCGCCCGCGACGCCGCCCGCCUCGGCGCCCUCGGCAUCACGGCGUCCAUCCAACCCGGCCACGCCGACCCGGCCAUCCUGCGCGCCUGGCCCUCGCUGCUGGGCACCCACCGCUGCGGCCGCGCUUUCGCGUACGCCGAUUUCUUGCACCACGGCGCCACGCUCGCGCUCGGGUCCGACGCCCCGACCGCCCCGCACGAGCCGUGGGGCGGCUGGUACACGGCGACGACGCGGCGGAGUGCGAGGGAGAGGGGGUAUCAGGUGACGGUCAAUGAGGAGUGGAAGUUGGGCCUGGCGACGGUGGUGGCGGCGCAGACGGCGGGCGCGGCGUGGAGUUGCUACGCGGAGGGGGUGUGUGGGCGGUUGGAGGUGGGGUUGAGUGCGGAUUUUGUGGUGGUGGAGGGGUUGGAGGGGUGGGAGGUGGAGAGGGUGGCGGACGUGAGGGUUGGGGAGACGUGGUUUGAGGGGCGGAAGGUGUUUGAUGCUAAGGCGAAGGCUUAG
This is a messenger RNA of Lasiodiplodia theobromae, 1677 nucleotides long. Its product is annotated as Amidohydrolase ytcj-like. The transcript has 2 exons. Lineage: Eukaryota; Fungi; Ascomycota; Dothideomycetes; Botryosphaeriales; Botryosphaeriaceae. Bases 1 to 1677 code for a protein of 558 amino acids. The record is from RefSeq and is a predicted model, not a curated record. Gene Ontology annotation, molecular function: hydrolase activity, acting on carbon-nitrogen (but not peptide) bonds.